UUAGAAAAAGCACCUCACUGACACCGAACUGAGCCGUGCCGCGCAACCGGAUCACCUCCCCUAUGCCAAUCCACUCCGCUCCGGGCCUGUCGUUCCAUGCGCAGCCCCAGCAGUCAGAAUGGUAUGAUGCGAAGUGGCUCCUAACACCUCAAGGAACAAAAGUCUUGUAGAAGUGGCAAUCGCAGACGUCGAUGCCACCAGGGCCGCCUCCAAUGCCCCAUCCCUCAGGAUGUCCCAGCUGUCCUCCACCUUGAAGCGCUAUGACUCAUCCCGCUACUCGGAGAGCUCCUACGGCAAGGCCCCCUCCAGCUACGGCGCCUACUCCUCGUACAGCUCCAAUCUCUCCUCCUCGUACCCGGACAAGGAGAAAGUUGGCUAUAAGCCAGGCUCGACUUCCAGCUACUUCACCUCUAGUCACUUGAGGACUUCGGGGGCGACCACCUCCUCCUCUUCCUUGAACUAUGACGGGGGCGGGCGCCUGCUCCAUCACCCCGACUCCAGCACCAGACUGAGCCCUGGUUACAGCCGGGCCCCGGUGAGGCCCCCCGGCAGCGGAGGGCUGAGUGGCGGGGGUAGCUACUCCUUCGGCAGCACGCCCUCCACCAGCUACGGCACCACGCUGGGCCGCAAGAAAUCCAGCAGCCAUUCGGACCUGGCGCGAGACUUGUCCGGCAUACACUUGUCCGACUCGUACCGGGUCGACUCCACUGCCCGUGGCUCCCUCGCCGCCCGGAACCGGCAGGAGUUGUGCACCCUGCAGGGCGUCUACCAGCAGGCCAGCAGGCACUCAGAUUUCGUCAAGGAUUACCUGGAGACCUGCAACCGCAAGGGGGGGCGCUCGCCUGCCAGUCUCCACGGCAACAGCCCCGAGGUCAUUACCCCCACCCUGCGGCCCAUCAGCAAUUGCUCCCUUCAGCAGUGGGAACGGACAGAGAGCCGGACCGACCUCCUGGCCAGGGAGUCUUCGAAUUCCAAGGCAGUUCAAGGUCUGACCGGCCUCCGUAACCUCGGCAACACGUGCUUUAUGAACUCCAUCCUUCAGUGUCUGAGCAACACGAAAGAACUUCGGGAUUACUGCCUGCAAAGCCAGUACCUCCGAGACCUUAACAACAACAGCCGCAUGCAGAUGGCCCUUAUGGCAGAGUUUGCCAAGCUCAUCCAAAUGCUGUGGACAUCCUCGCCGAACGAGACCGUGAGUCCUUCCGAAUUCAAGACCCAGAUCCAGAGAUACGCUCCUCGCUUUGUCGGCUACAACCAGCAAGACGCCCAGGAGUUCUUACGGUUCCUUCUUGACGGACUUCACAGCGAAGUGAACCGGGUGUUGGUGCGCCCCAGGGCCAGCAGUGACAACCUGGACCAUCUCCCGGAUGACGAAAAAGGGAGGCAGCUGUGGAUGAAAUACCUGGACAGAGAAGACAGCCGGAUUGGGGAUCUCUUUGUGGGACAGCUGAAGAGCUCUCUGACCUGUGGGGCCUGCGGAUACUGUUCUACAGCCUUUGAUCCCUUCUGGGACCUGUCGCUGCCCAUCGCCAAGAAGAGCUACGGGGAGGUGAACUUAAUUGACUGCAUGCGGCUCUUCACCAAGGAAGACGUGCUGGAUGGAGACGAGAAGCCCACUUGCUGCCGCUGCAAAGCCAGGACAAAAUGCACAAAGAAGUUCAGCAUCCAGAGGUUCCCAAAGAUCCUCGUACUGCACCUGAAGCGUUUCUCCGAAGCCAGGAUGCGAUCCAGCAAGCUCACCACCUUCGUAAACUUCCCGCUCAAGGAUCUAGACCUGAGGGAGUUCGCUUCCCAAAGCUGCAAUCACGCGAUUUACAACUUGUAUGCCGUCUCCAACCACAGCGGGACCACCAUGGGGGGCCACUACACAGCCUACUGCAAGAACCCCGUGUCCGGAGAGUGGCACGCUUUCAACGACUCCCGCGUCACACCGCUCUCUUCCAGCCACGUCCGGAGCAGCGACGCCUACCUGCUUUUCUACGAGCUGGCCAGCCCGUCUUCGCGCAUGUAG
Messenger RNA from Euleptes europaea (tarantolino), 2011 nucleotides. RefSeq names its product ubiquitin specific peptidase 2 (gene USP2). Bases 230 to 2011 code for a protein of 593 amino acids. The record is from RefSeq and is a predicted model, not a curated record. Gene Ontology annotation, cellular component: cytoplasm. Gene Ontology annotation, biological process: protein deubiquitination. Gene Ontology annotation, molecular function: cysteine-type deubiquitinase activity. NCBI's taxonomy places the organism in Eukaryota, Metazoa, Chordata, Lepidosauria, Squamata, Sphaerodactylidae. The transcript is spliced from 14 exons.